This is a messenger RNA of Clonostachys rhizophaga, 2769 nucleotides long. The record is from the annotation of a GenBank genome assembly. Lineage: Eukaryota; Fungi; Ascomycota; Sordariomycetes; Hypocreales; Bionectriaceae.
AUGUCGAGCCUGUUCAAGAAAGCCAAGAGCGGGGUCAAGGUUGCGUACAAGGAGGCCUACAAGGAGGUCAACGGCGUCGUGCAGCAGGGCCAGCAGAAAUGGGCCCAGCACCAGCAGCAGCAGCAACCACAGGCGCAACCGCAGGCACAACAACAGCAGCAGCCAGGCGGCCAGUACGGCAACACCCAGUCCGGUGAUCAGUACAGCCAAUAUGGCCAGUACCAACAGCCGGCAGGUGCCCAGCAGCAGCAGUACGACCCCUACGGCCAGCCGCCAGACCCGAAUGCGACCUUCCAGCAGCAGCAACCACAAGCUACCCCGCCAUCCGCCCAGUAUUACCAUCCCGACCAGCCUCAGCAAGAGCUCGAGGACUAUGCGCCACCGCCCGGUCCGCCGCCUUCCCAUCCCUCCUUUGCCCAGCAGGACCAGUACUCUACCUACCAGGCACCGCCUGAACCACCGCAACAGCAGCAGACCUACCAAACCCUUCCCUCGCCGUCAGCUCCUGCUCCGCUCAACACCUUUGCGCCGCAAUCCCCUCCUCCGGUUGAGCCCCUCCAGCCUUCACCUAUUCCGCCCGCUCAACAAGAUCCGCUCGCGUCUAAGCUAGAGUCGCUUACCCUCCAGCAACCUCCCAUCCAUCAGUCUCCAGCGCUUGAGAAACAACUACCUACUUCCCCGACUUUCUCUCCCGAACCCACGCCGUCUGCGCAGCCCGCCCAGUCCCCGACCACAUCCCGAUCCCACGAGCUCCCACCACCGACAUUGUCAAAACCGAGCCAUGGCUGUCUGGCGUUGCUCGCCGUGAUGGUGGAGGCCAAUCCUCCCUAUGUCCUCCACCCACAGACGCGCGCCGAACUCGGCAUCGAAGAGCUCGACCUCGCCGUUUGCGCCAACUGCUUCGCUGCCCAUGUUGCGCCUUAUCCCAGCCUGGCUCCCUACUUCAUCCUCUACCAGUCGCCCCCCCGUGAUCCGAACAGCCGCGCGCGGAUGAGUUACUCCAGAUACACUUGCGAUCUUGGCAUCCCUCGCGGUCUACAGACUGUACGUCAAUGCGCGGCCCAGAACAAUAUCCAGCCCUUGCUAGGGUUGCCUCAGGUGCUGUCAAAGUUCCAGGACUGUAUGGGUGUGUUGAAGCCCUCUACGGAAGGCAUGUGGACGGUCCAGGAGGACAAUGAGUGCGGCUUAUGCCACGCAUGCUACGAGCUGCACGUCCGUUCCACCCCAUUCGAGCGACACUUUUACUUCAAGAAUGGCACCAGUACGGAGACAGAGUCGCAAUGGGCUUGUGACCUCGGCCUUGGUGGUGCGGUUGGCCGCAUGCUUACAAAGGAACUCCGGUCUCCUUCCCCCGACUAUCGUCGCUGGGUGUCCAUCUCCAUUGCGCGCCACUCCUUGCCAUUCUCAUGUCCUGGAGAAGGCAUUGCGCUCACCGAGACCCAGAGCGAUCUCGUGUAUGCCGCUAAGGCUCCUGAUAUUGGUAUUUUCUGUCGCUCUUGCUAUUACGACCAUGUCUUGGGCACGCCUCUGGAGAGCGUCUGCCACGAGAUCCAGCUUCCUCCCGAACAGUUAGCUACUACUGCCUGUAAUUUAGCCAGUAGCUUCUCUCAGUUCGCCAUGAGAAUUGCAGUCAGGCGAGGUGACUUCUCUGUCUGGACCAAGGCCGUCGAGAUUCAGCCCAAAGUACCUGCCUGUGUCGGGCUUAUUGGUGUCGACGAGGCAGAGCUGCGCUCUCCUCAGGAAUUUCACUGGUACAAGUUGCGCGCCCACCCAAACAUCGAAAUCUGCCCGUCUUGCUACCACAUAUGCAUCCAAGUGUUUGGUAUGGAUAACCUCUUUGAGCGUCUAGACAGGCCACUUGUCGAUGGGCUUGUCCGUCAGUGUUUCCUGACGCUCGUUGUUGAAGACGAUGAUCACAGCGUGGACGACAUCAACAGCUUCACCAGCACGGUCUCAUGGCGUGGUAAGGUCCUCCGGGACGGCAUCGCUUUCAAUAGCGUAUCAUAUGGUGACAUCCGUCCCUUCAAUGCCUACGCCGAACUGAUCGCUGCGAUGCCGCCCCCUUGCUUCAUGAACUCUCGGGUAUGCCUGCCUGCGAACAACAGACAGUACCUGGGCCACUCGGCCAACCCAGACGACCCCGACGAUUUCCACUUCGCCGUGUGUGCCGAGUGCUUCGCCAACCACGUCAAAGGCACCGACCUCGAGUACAUGAUGACGGAUAAGACUGCCGCCGUCAAUGCCCUUCCAGAAGGCUUCGUCUGCCAGUCUCAUACCCUGCGGGUACGGCGCGUCCUCAGCGAAGCCAUGACCCGAGGGGACUGGGAGCACUUUGCCCAGUACUGGCGGAAGAGGCAGGAGGUAUUCCAGAGGUUCCUGGCUGCCAAGGCACGCUACGACGCCCAGAUGCAGAAGCAGCUGGCCAUGAAGGCGCAGGCAGAUAUGCAGGGCCAGAUGAUGGCCAUCAACCUGAUGCAAAGCCUCAAUGCUAACCAGAAUGCCAUCAUCUCUGGCAUCGGCGGAUCCGUGGCCGAGGCUGCCGCGAGUGAUAAUGGCCAGCGGUUUGGAAACUCAUCGGUCGGUCACGGAUAUCUGACAGCCAAUGGUGCGAGGGCUGCAAUGGACCAGCAGCAGGCACUCCAGUUUGCGGCUCAGUUGCCGGUCAAGGACAUGAGUCUAUACCAGGAUAGCGGGAACACGAUAUCGGACAGCUAUGUCAUCCAGGCUAUUUGGGAUGACGUGAAGAAGGAAUGGGAAGCCUUCCAGUAA